Molecule: messenger RNA, 3686 nt
Organism: Mizuhopecten yessoensis (Yesso scallop)
Lineage: Eukaryota; Metazoa; Mollusca; Bivalvia; Pectinida; Pectinidae
Product: dual specificity protein phosphatase 4-like
Exons: 4
Coding region: 325-1443 (372 amino acids)
Biological process (GO): protein dephosphorylation; negative regulation of MAPK cascade
Cellular component (GO): nucleus; cytoplasm
Molecular function (GO): protein tyrosine/threonine phosphatase activity; MAP kinase tyrosine/serine/threonine phosphatase activity
Source: RefSeq, a predicted model, not a curated record
GGACAAAGGAACAAUUGGAUACGUGCCAGUUAUAUCUACAACGCUGACUUUAUUGAUCUGUACACGUAUAUUCUAACCAAUAGCAUUGUAAAGGUGUAGAACUACAUUACAACGCGCAGUGUGUAAGUAAACCGUCCGCCCAAAUUAGGCAUAUGAUAAUUUUACCAGCCGGAAGGGUUUCAUUCCUGCUGUUUAUAUAGGCGCUUGAUUUACAAGCAGUUUUAUGAAUGGGCUACGACCACAACUCGGCUACAUUCCAGUAUUUACUAAGCAGGCGGUGAGAUAUCAACACUAACGCAACUACAAGGAACGUAUCACAAUACUAUGGCAUUCAGAGUUAACGUUUAUCAGCUGAAGCAGGUGAUGGAAAACGAAAUGGUGAAUUCAAAAACAGCUAGUAAGGUACUAAUUGUGGACAGUCGCCCAUACAUAGCGUACAAUGAAGAACACAUAACCGGGGCUUGCAAUAUGUAUUGCCCCCCAAUUUUAAAGAGGAGAUUCGCAAACGGCGGACAAGUUCACCUUGAGUCCAUGUUGGGAGUGGAAACGAAAAACAGACUCAUAUCUGGACAAUUUUCUACGAUUGUUGUUUACGACCAGGAAGGACCGUGUCUCCCUUCUCUGAACACCCUAAACAACAACGGUUUGGGGGUAGAUAUUUCCGACCUCAACAUCGUCUACCGUACCUUAUGCAAGCUCGCCAAAGAUGCAAAAUGUUUAAUACUAAAAGGUGGUUACAACACAUUUAAACAGCAAUUUCCGUCACUAUGCACCAAGCAGAACCAGGAGGAUACAAUUUCUAGCGCCAUCGACACCUCCAACUCUAGACUCUUUCGCAACGUCUCGGUCCCGUCUGAGCCGGUAGAGCUUCUCCCCCACCUGUACAUCGGUAACGCCCUGAGCGCCGCCGGCAAGGACGUCCUUCUAAACCACGGCAUCACCGCCAUCUUGAAUGUUUCAAACAAUUGCCGGAAUCAUUUUGACGCCGACUUCCGGUAUAAGAAUAUCCCAGUCGACGACAACCCACUGGUUGACUUAUCUACCUGGUUCAUGGAAGCCAUUACGUUCAUAGAUGAGGUCAAGCGUCAUGGCGGGAAAACUCUCGUGCAUUGUCAGGCAGGAAUCAGCCGAUCAGCCACGAUCUGUCUGGCUUACAUCAUGCAGAGCCAAUGUCUGAGUUUGGAUGAAGCUUUCGAAUUCGUCAAGUCUCGUCGGAGCGUGAUUUCACCAAACAUAAGUUUCUUGCAGCAGCUUCUAGACUUUGAGAAAGAAAUUCAAACGCGAAAUAACAAGAGGAAGUACUCGCCUCCGGCGUCCCCGUGUCGGCUUGUGACAUCUUCAUCGCCGGCAUUUUCUUUCUUUGGUCACGAGGAAAUGCCACAGACCGCCAUAUUGCACAGCCCUGUGCAAUUGCUGCAGAGUCCGGUACUAACCUUCACCUGAAAGUUUGACGUACACCCCAGUACCCAGGAAACUAGGUGAAAACCACAUCAUCCAUUUUGUGGGUUUUUGUCCUUCAGACGCCUCAUUUAAGGCCGACUUCAAGCGAAUCAUUGAAGAAGGAUGGCUGCCAGUUUUGUAGUGUUGUCUAAGACGGCAUGGUGGACAGUGAGAGAAAUGUUUAGGAUGAUUUGAACCUGCCGUACAACAAGAUACUUGAGUGUGUACGGGAAGACGAUGAUACGGUGUCAUAAUAUGGCUGCACACUAAUUGAAACUGACGACGCACGACUGUACUAGAUAGACAUACAGGCUACCGAGAGUUGCAUUCCAUCAUAUGUUGUUAUACGGGUUACUGAACCUAUCGUUGUCGAAUCGCACUGAUCGGUGCAACCAUUACCAUUUAAGACUGAUGAGCAGGCGAGAAACCCAGAUGAGUGUUAAGACACAGAAAGUGGACAAUGACAUUGAUGCGUUUCCGUCGCCAAAUUUUUAUGUAAGAGACAUUUCCUACAAUGGCGAUCGUAUUAAAAGAUGGUGCAAUAUGGCCGGAAGUCACGUUUUCAGGCCGGAUGUACAUACCCUUUGUCACGUGAUCCACGUUUUAUGCAUUUUUUUACCCAUGAAUGUCUGCAGAAGCUGUCAUUGAAUAUUGAUAAAUACUAUGUAUUUUUAUAUGUUACCGCAAUAAUGACAUAUUUCCGAAAAAACACUACAUCUUGUAACAGAGGCCCGGGAAAAUAAAGUAAAUGAUGUCUUAAUAAACGGAUGUCUAUAAGAAAUUCAAUCUAAAUUGAUCGAUGUUAAAUAAACUUUAGAUCAGAAAUUCAGUAUCGUUUUUGGCACCAUGCUAACCGCGUUUUUACAAGAAAUUCAUUGUUUUGUCUUAUAACGUUAACCAAAGGUUUGCUAGAUUUCCCUCCAAAAUUCAGUAUACCCGUUUUUCCCACUCGCCCCAAAUAUUUAAAUGAUGUCCGAACAGAUGUUCCCAAACGUAAACAAUGAUUCGGCAAGAAAAGACACGUGAUUUUGAUGUUGUGAUAAUUAUAGACUAUUUUUAAGUAUGACUAACUGUGAUACAUGUUUAGUGUCAAUUUUAAUUGAUUCAAUCGUGUUUGAGAAUCAAGAAUUUGUAAUUUUGUAGAUGUAUAAAUACAUAAUUUAUUUAUUUUUCGUAUACAUGUUUGUUUGUUGUUUAAAGACACUUGUAUAGAUAGAUUUUAUAUUGAACGUACAAAUUAUGCACAUUUACUCUCAUUAGGGAAGAUAAUGACUAAUUAUUCAUUAAUUUAAUAAUAAACAAAAAAAAUCCUUAAGAAAAUUUAAAAUUAAUUGUAGAAAAUAACCAUACAAACCACUCUUGAAAAGGAAUUAUAAACAGAAAGGAAAAUACAAAAUAUCGUCUAAACUUGGAAAAAUCGGGUUUUGUUUCUUGAAAAAGCAACACACGUUCACUUAAACAUUUGUAUCGAAGAUUUCCGCGUAACUAAACAUCGAUACAUCAUCAUUUUGAAUUUUAUUUUCAAAGUGCACCUUAAACUAACGAAAAAAAUAUUAUGAAGAUGUUACACGUUUUUUAUCUAAAUAUAUUUUCACAUAUUUUCAUUAUCAUACGAAAUUAAUACGCACAAUUUCGAAGUUUUAUAUAUCCCUUUCUGAUACAUUGAUAAAUAUAUAUGGUAUAUAUUUUAAACACUCUUAACUUAUUCACCCCUGAAGACACAUUUAAACUCUUCCAAUUCAAAGGUUGGAAUAGUUCAUUAUGAAAUUUCAGGGGUGAAUGAUUUUAACGUUACAUCUGGAUAUUGUAUUUGAUCUGUCAAAACGUUCUUUAUAAAGGAAAUAUUUUGAAAUGGAUGCUUAACCCAUUCACCCCUGAAGUCACCGUUGAACCGUACCAAAUGAAAGAGUGGGCAAGUCCAGAUUAGAUAUGUAGGGGUGAAUGGGUUAAAGGGAUUCAGUGUAAGGAAUAAUGUACUUUAAUUCUGUUAAUCUGUUACAAACAUUUGAUGGAUAAAUAUAUAAAUGUACAGGGAAUUUCAAAAUAUUUAUUUAUGGUACGUGCAAAACAUGUUUGUUUUGAUACUUGUGUAACGUGGUCGCCAGUUCAAGAGAGAGAGUUCAAGGUAGUCUUGACCAAGAUCAGGGCGACCAAAUCAAGUUCAUUUUUGGACACCUGCGUAUAAUUCUAAAGUAGCACUUCAAUAUGUUCAAUUUAGAUUAUGAAGGUUGAAUAAAAAAUUGGAA